UGUUUCCAAGCCACCCUCGUUGACAUCGGAAAAGAAAGAGAGAGAGAGAGAUUUGACAAUGGAGUUCCCGCCAAAAGGACGCGUCGCUCGCUAAGAAGAAUGAGAAAUAGUUAAGGAGCUGGCAAGGCCACCUCCUUUCCAGGACACUCUCAACCGUCUCUUUCCCCUCUCAUUCUGUUCAUCCACAGACACAAGAUAGGGAGAGACUCUCUCUCUCUCUAACCCAUUUCUCUCUCCUCCUCUUUCCGUGGGGGAUCCGGUUCGAUCACUCGCUCCUCCUCCUCCUCCUCCUCUCUUGCGAAGGGGAUGAAUCUGGAAUCUCCAUCAUUGGCCUUCCUUUUUCUGUGAGUGAUUGGAUCCGAUCGCCGAGGAGAGGUGAAUAGGAGGCAACCCGGACGACCGAACGAUGAACGACAAGGCAUUGGUCACCAAGGAAGUCCACGCCAGGCACACCAAGAUACUCGAAGGUCUUCUCAAACUUCCGGAAAAUAGGGAGUGCGCAGAUUGCCAGAGCAAGGCUCCUCGAUGGGCAAGUGUGAAUCUAGGAAUUUUCAUAUGCAUGCAAUGUUCUGGGAUCCAUCGGAGUCUUGGAGUACAUAUUUCAAAGGUUAGAUCGACUACCUUGGAUACAUGGCUACCAGAACAGGUUGCUUUUAUGCAGUGUAUGGGAAACAAGAGGUCCAACAAUUACUGGGAAGCAGAACUUCCACCAGAUUAUGACAGAAGUGAGAUUCAGAAAUUCAUUCAUAUCAAGUACGAGGAGAAAAGAUGGGUUGCAAAAGAUGCAACUCAGCCAGGUUUUGAAGACAUCAAUGUGUGCUAUGUCGCCAAUGAGCCUGUAGAAGGUGGAUCAAAAGCUUGCAUACCAAAGAAGAUGAGAAACUUUUCUCUGGAAGAAGAGAUUCUCACAUCACACGUGGCACCAGCAGCUCCACCUCCAACACGACACCGAGGGUUUUCAUUAGAUAUGGAAGACGAUGGAACGGCCAAGUUACCCCCGAUGAGCGAGUCUAACGCAUCCAAAAAACCGAUUGACGGGAAAGUGGAUCUCUUCAGCCUGCUCUACUCUCGUGAUUCAUUACAAGACCAUAGUUCCAAAACUCCUUCAAGCUGGGCAAAAUUUGAAUGAGCAUAACCUUUAACAGGGUAGUGCAGUUGUCCAUGUAGAAAUUCAAAGGACUAUCAAUCGGACAAGGGACACAUUUUCUCCAGAUGCAGGAUUGCUGUUUAAAUACAAAAUUGUCAUGCCGGACUUUGGCUAACAAGAUGGAUCCUCCAUUAUGUUCCUUUAUGUACAGCUCCUUCUCGACGACAGGUACUUCAAAGAAAAGAUGAUGUCUCACUUGCUGACGACUCGGGAUUGA
Messenger RNA from Rhodamnia argentea, 1364 nucleotides. RefSeq names its product probable ADP-ribosylation factor GTPase-activating protein AGD15. Lineage: Eukaryota; Viridiplantae; Streptophyta; Magnoliopsida; Myrtales; Myrtaceae. Gene Ontology annotation, molecular function: GTPase activator activity. The coding region runs from base 407 to 1129 and encodes 240 amino acids. The transcript has 9 exons. The record is from RefSeq and is a predicted model, not a curated record.